CUGAAAUACAAUACAGCUGAUACACAACACCAACACAAUCACAUUUGAUGAAGAAUCUGUGUUAGAUGUGGGGACAUUCACGUAGCUGAGAUGGGCAACAUAAUCGAUGAACAAGGAGGAUAUGAUGCAGACGUAAAACAAGAAUUGCAAAGCACGAACAGCAUUCGUUCACUUAAACAACAUAUAGAAUUCAAAACAAAACUGUCUGCAAGCCAACAUCAAAUUCACAUUCUUCAAUACGAACGUCAAGAUAGUUCUACUAUACUGAGCUGCAACUUCGAGAACCACCACAACAGUCAUCAAACAUUUACGAGUAUUUAUAAACAAUCAUCUACUCGAAAUACUCUAUAUCUGUUUGUCGGAUACCAUCCGCAAGAGUGUAUUGUGGAAGAGAACGAGCCACCUUGCAGUUGAGGAUUGAAUUAGAAAAGGAUGCUAGAUGUGGAUAGGAUAUACAUUACGGAAAUCCUCAGACUGCAUCUCGAGAUAAGCGUUAACUUGGAAUCAUGAAGGGAAACAGAAAAGUUGAAUUCCAAAUAACGCAUUGCGUCGGGAAUCGGAAGCAGACAUCAAAGAGUGAAAAUCGAUUAUAAACAAGUGGAAAGUAUUGUCAUGGAUAGAGUUGGAUGGAUAAUCGUCAUGGUCAGCCUAUUCUCCUCCACAACUAGGGUAAUUGGCGUAAUUGUGUAAAUAAUUAAGU
Molecule: messenger RNA, 700 nt
Organism: Schistosoma curassoni
Lineage: Eukaryota; Metazoa; Platyhelminthes; Trematoda; Strigeidida; Schistosomatidae
Source: the annotation of a GenBank genome assembly